Molecule: messenger RNA, 1552 nt
Organism: Mercurialis annua (annual mercury)
Lineage: Eukaryota; Viridiplantae; Streptophyta; Magnoliopsida; Malpighiales; Euphorbiaceae
Product: F-box protein CPR1-like
Exons: 3
Coding region: 69-1259 (396 amino acids)
Molecular function (GO): protein binding
Source: RefSeq, a predicted model, not a curated record
UUCUGUCACCUUUUUAUUCUACGCGACUGCUCGUCCCCUCUAAACCCUAAAAAAACCCGACCCAGAAAAUGUCGGAACUAAUCCCGCCGGAACUGGUAACCCUAAUUCUACUCCGGUCACAAGUAGACACACUACUCCGGUGCAGGUCAGUCUCAAAAGAAUGGCGUAGCAUAAUCGACGAUCCAGAUUUCAUCACACAACACAUGAACCAUUCCACUAACAAAUCCCUUUUCUUCAAAGAAAAUUUUUCCGGUUACUUAUUCCAACUCGACUUGGAUAAACUAUACGGUGCUGGCUCCAUCCGGUUCUGUGACCAACCCGAGAACUCGGACAACCUAUACGAGUUAGUAAUCGGGUCAUGCAAUGGUUUACUGUGCAAGAGAAGUGCGAGAAACGAUGGAAUUUUGAUACAGAAUCCUCACACUAGAAAACACUACUCUUUGUCAAGCUUUUUGCCGUCUAAUUUCAUGCGUAAAGACGGGAAUGGAUUCGGGUAUGAUAGUGUCACUGGUGACUACAAGAUUGCUAUGAUUGUGAUGGAUCCGCUAUCGCGUCAGUUACAAUCUGAGAUUUUUAUUUGCAAUGUGAGAACUAAAGUAGUUCAUGUUAUUCAAUUGCCUUACUUGGUUAGUACAGAGGGUAAUUUUGUGGGUACGCUUGUUAAUGGAACUUUGCAUUGGCUUGUGAAUAAGUAUGAUGGUCGUAGCACGGCCAAUGUGAUUAUGGGUUUGGAUCUUGGAACGGAAGAAUUUGGAGAAGUUGCACAUCCCGAGUUUAGGAGAAAUGAGAGUGAUGGUAUUAAAAUGUUUAUUGGGGUGUUAGAAACAUGGUUGUGUGUGUUUGUUGAGCAUUAUAGAGUUGGAAUUGAUGUGUGGGUUAUGAAGCAAUAUGGGGUUCAAGAAUCUUGGACUAAGCUUUUUACGAUUCCUUGUGAUGUUUUGAGCUCCGAUUCUUGUGAAUCGAUCGCUGCCGUGUGUUUCUCUAAGUCGGGUUUGGAAGUUUUGUUGGAAGUGGAUAAUAGCAGGCUUGUUUGGUAUGAUAUUGAAAGGAAAAAGGCGGUGGAUAUAAUGAUUCAAGGAUUCGAAAGUGAUUUAUUUGAAACCAUUAUUUGCUUGAGAAGUCUUGUACCACUAGAUGCAAGUGUUGUAGGAUUUGAUGAAGAAGAGCCUAAACAAUCACAUAAUUCUAAACAGCAAAACAAAACAAGCAAGAAAAAAAAAGAUGAUUUCUUGUCAACGGGUUUCAAGCUCAAACUGUAGUAUCAAGGGCGAUCAACAGGGACUCAUUUCAACUGUUUUUUAGGACAUGAGAAAGCUUCAAAGGUGGAAGCACUAAUUUUUGUUUGGUGAUCUAAUAUCUGAGGUAUGCACAUUGAAUGUUUAUACAGUUUAUAUUUGAACCUUUAAAAAAAUAGUUGGUUGUAAGUAAUUUGGUUGCUCAUCACUUCAACUUAUUCUGUUAGUGGAGUUUUAUAUUUUGACCAUUUAGUAUUUUUUUAACUAACAAUUGAUUUGGUUUGAUUUGUUUAUGAUCUUUCUUUACCACUUAUGCA